Pollicipes pollicipes is the source of this 8215-nucleotide messenger RNA. RefSeq names its product fat-like cadherin-related tumor suppressor homolog. Gene Ontology annotation, molecular function: calcium ion binding. NCBI's taxonomy places the organism in Eukaryota, Metazoa, Arthropoda, Thecostraca, Pollicipedomorpha, Pollicipedidae. The transcript has 39 exons. Gene Ontology annotation, biological process: homophilic cell-cell adhesion. The record is from RefSeq and is a predicted model, not a curated record. Gene Ontology annotation, cellular component: cell-cell junction; plasma membrane. Bases 1 to 8046 code for a protein of 2681 amino acids.
AUGAACGUGGGCGAGGUGGCCCACACGAGCAUCAUCGUGCACGUGCUGGACGUGAACGACAACCGUCCGCGGCUGGCGCGGCCACGUUACGCCGGCCGGGUGCGCGAGUCGGCGCCGGUCGGCUCGGCCGUGCUGGCCGACGACGGCCGGCCGCUGGUGGUGGCCGCUGUUGACCUGGACGACAACAGCAACGGCCGGCUGCUGUUCAGCAUCGUGGAGACGGCCGCCCGCCAGUUCCUGCAGAUCGACCCCGACUCCGGUGCCCUGAGGACCGCCGGCGCGCUGGACCACGAGAGCCGGUCCCAGCUGGAGUUCACGGUGGACGUCUGGGACCGCGGUCAGCCCCGUCUGCAGGCGGCCAGGCCGGCCCGCGUCACCGUCGCCGUGCUCGAUGUCAACGAUGAGCCGCCCCGUUUCGCGCACGCGCAGUACAACUUCACCGUGCUGACGCCCAGCUACGACGGCGUGGAGGUCGGCACCGUGCAGGCCUCCGACCCGGACACGCAGAACAUCAGCUACUCGCUGACGGGCGCCGACGCGGCGCUGUUCUCGCUGGCCGCCGACACGGGCUCGCUGCGCCUGCUGCGCGGUGAGACGGUGCCGCCGCUGGCCAACGUGACCGUGCACGCGUCGGACGGGCCGCACCGCGCCGCCGCCCUGGUGCUGGUGCGCAGCCGCCAGGUGGCCAGUCGUGGCCUGGUGUUCUCCAGCGACCAGUUCUACGGCACCGUGCGCGAGAACACGACUCGCGUCGACAUCGUGGCCUCGCUGUCCGUGCGGGGCAACCAGCUGAUGGAGCACCUCGCCUUCCGCAUCCUCAACCCCUCCGAGUACUUCAGCAUCAGCGAGACGGCUGGCGUGGUGCGCACCACGGGUGUGGCGCUGGACCGGGAGCAGCAGGAGCAGCACGUGCUGGCCGUAGAGGUGCGCAGCGACAGGGACGGCCGGGUGGCGCACACGCUGCUGCACGUGACCGUCAUGGACGACAACGACAACCGGCCCGUGUUCGUCAACCAGCCGUAUCACGCCGUCGUGCCCGUCGAGGCCACCGUCGGAGCUCCGGUCACCAAGGUGACGGCGAUCGACGCUGACCUGGGCGACAACGGCCGGGUACACUAUGACCUGCUGCGGGGUAACGGUGACCUGUUCGCGGUGGACCUGCUGAGCGGGGCUGUGACGCUGCGCCGCUCGCCGCGCGGCCUCGACACCGCCUUCAGGCUGGUCGUCACUGCUUACGAUGGAGGCUCCCCUCCCCUCUCCUCGGAGGCGGAGGUACUGGUGACAACCGUGGACGGCAGUCAGCCCCGCUUCUCCCAGCCGCACUACUGGGCCCACGUGGCCGAGUCGGCCGAGCGGCGCACGCCCGUGCUGACGCUGGAGGCGGCCGCCCCGUCCGCCUCCAGCCUGGUGUUCCAGCUCACAGAGCCGGCCGUCGACUCCAUGUUCGACGUAGACUUCACCACCGGCGUUCUGUACGUGGCUGGUGAGCUGGACUACGAGACCCGGCCGCGCUACAAGCUGACGGUGUCGGCCACGGACCGGGUCACGGGGUCAAUGACCUCUGUGCCGGUCACGGUGAACGUCACGGACGUCAACGACAACGCGCCUCAGUUCGAGCGGUCGGUUUACAACGUGACGGCCAGCGAGGCGGCCCACCCCGGCCUGAAGCUGCUGCGCGUGAAGGUCACGGACCGGGACCAGGAGGACGACCAGCCGCUAAGCUUCCGUGUCCAGGAGGCGGACGGCUCGGAGAGCUUCCUGUUCCACAUGACGUCCGACGGCUCCCUGGCCGUCACCAGCUACCUGGACUUCGAGCAGCGGCCGCUGCACCAGCUGGUGAUGACCGUCUCCGACGACGGCUCGCCGCCGCUCACUGGCACCGCGCUGCUCACCGUCAACGUGGAGGACGUGAACGACAACGUGCCGGUGUUCGACCGGGCCAGCUACGCGUGCGAGCUGACGGAGCUGCCGUCUCGGGGGCAGUUUGUCACCAUGGUGAAGGCGCACGACCCGGACCCCACCGACCAGCUCGUCUACCGCAUCGCUGACGGCAACGACCGCCAGCUGUUCUACAUCAACAGGCGCACAGGCGUCAUCACGGUGGCCAAUAUCCGGGCGUUCGAUGAGUCGCCCCAGUACCAGCUGAACAUAACCGCCGCCGACGGUAUUCACCACACCUACGUGCCCCUGACGGUCCGACUGAUGCCCGCUAACAAGCAUGCGCCCGCAUUCGAAAAGGUCGCCUACGAGGUGGACCUGAGUGAAGACGUGGCCAGCGGCACUCCGGUGACCCAGGUCAAGGCGUAUGACCCAGACAGGGGUCCCCUGGGUCAGGUGGUGUACAGCAUUCCCUCCGAUCGAUGGAGAGAAGUAUUCAGCAUCAACGCUUCAACCGGCGUGAUCAGCACCCGUCAGCGACUGGACCGUGAGACGGUGCCGGUGCUGGAGCUGCCCGUGUGGGCCACGGACGGUGGUCACCGGUCUGAUCACACCACAGUCAAGGUCCGGCUGUCGGACGUCAACGACAACGCGCCCCGCUUCCAGCUGGCUCAGUACCGGGCCGUCGUGGCGGCCAACCUCACGGCCGGAGACGUCGUCUGCAAGGUGACGGCGUACGACUCGGACGAAGGAGAUAACGCCAGGCUCACGUACAGCAUCUUCGAGACGGAGGUGUCGGACAUCAGGAAGGCCUUGGAUAUCGAUUCGGAGACGGGAGAGAUCAUUCUGAUGCAGCGACCAACUCAGCUGGAGAGUCCGGUGUACCAGUUGUUCGUGCGAGCGACAGAUGGCGGCAGUGAGCGGCUGGUGGCCGACGUCCCAGUGGACGUGGUCGUGUUGCCAGACAGCGAGGGCAUGCCCGUGUUUGACCCGCUGCUGUCGGGGCCACAGGGCGUGUUUCUCACCGAGAGUGACCCAGUUGGUACCCGCAUCACGUCAGUCCGGGUCCGCGGCGGCGGUACGGUGACGUACUCGGUGGCCUCGAUCCACGAGAUGCCGUCAGCGGACAUGUUCGAAGUGGAUGCGGACGGACAGCUGGUCCUGGCCAAGAGUCUCGACCGGGAGGCCGUGGAUAGGUACAACAUCACGAUCGCAGCUCAGACCGAGUCUCUGCCACCGCUGGUCGCCUACUCCCACCUGAUGUUGUCUGUGAUGGACGACAACGACAACGACCCCGUGUUUGACGCAGACGUGUACCGGGGUACCGUCAGAGAGGGUCUGCCGGCCGGUACCAGAGCUCUGCAGGUGUCGGCGGUCGACCCGGACGUGGGUGCUAACGGCCAGGUGCGCUACCAGCUGCACGCCGACUCUAGCCACCUGCACGCACUGCUGGCGGUGGACGAACGGUCUGGCUGGGUGACCACGCUGCGGCCGCUGGACCGCGAGACGACAGACACCUACCGGCUGACGGUGGUGGCCGCCGACGGAGGCUCACCUCGUCGCUCGGCCACGGCCAGUCUGGUGAUCUCGGUGGCCGACGACAACGACUCGCCGCCCGUGUUCGCUCAGCAGCGGUACGCGGCCGUCGUUAAUGAGGACGCCCUGCCGCGCACCUCCAUCAUGAGCCUGACGACCGAUGACGCCGACCUGCUCUCGGCGCCCGUCCACUUCUACAUCACCGACGGAGACCCCCACGCCCGCUUCGAGAUUGUGACGAGCGGCGCCAACAGCGGCGAGCUGUUCGUGUUAAACGCGUUGGACCGUGAGACCGUGCCCAGCUACGACCUGACGGUGACAGCCACCGACGGCUCUCUGGUGGCCACCACCCGGCUACACCUGGAUGUGCUCGACGCCAACGACAACCCACCCGUGUGUGAGGAGGAGGGGUACGCGGUCACGCUGAGCGAGGCGGCCCCUCCCCACCACGUGCUGACCGUCCGGGCUCAUGACCUGGACGACAGCAGGAACGGUCGGCUCCGGUACUACCUGACCGGCGGCGGCGCCGACGACUUCGCCAUCGACCCGGCCCUAGGUCACGUGCGCGUGUCGGGCUCGCUGGACCGAGAGGCCCGGCCCGUCUACCGCCUGACGGCGCACGUGCAGGACCGCGGCCGCGCCGAGUGGGAGUGCACCAGCGUGCUGACGGUCACACUGGAAGACGUCAACGACUGCGCGCCCAGCUUCGUCCUGCCCGUGCUGUCGCUGACGGUGCCCGAGGACACGGCCGUCGGCACCAUCCUGGGACGGCUGGACGUCCGUGAUGAUGACCUGGGCCUGUCGGCCGAGCUGGAGUACAGUCUGGUGGAGGAGGACGACGACGAUGCCCGGCUGCUGCUGGACCCGAGGACGGGCGUGCUGACUCUGGGACGGCCGCUGGACCGGGAACAGCAGGCCAUGUUCAACAUCAGCGUGCGAGCCACGGAUGGCGGCACACCCCAGCUGUCCAGCACCGCCACAGUCAUACUGUUGGUGCAGGACGUGAACGACAACGCGCCCGAGUUCACCAAAACGUUGUACCACGCGACGGCAUUGGAAAACACCACUAUUGGGACAGAGGUUCUCAAACUUCUGGCCACCUCGAGGGACUCUGGUGUCAAUGCCGAGAUCAGCUACAGCAUCAUUGGCGGCAACGAACACAACAUGUUCCAGAUCAACCCGAAAACAGGUAUUGUGUCGGUGAUGUCCGAGCUGGACUUUGAGCGAGCCGGAGAGUACAUGGUGACGGUGGAGGCCCGGGACGGCGGCAUUCCGCCGCUCAGCAACCACGCCACCGUCAACGUCACCGUGCUCGACUGCAACGACAACGCGCCGGUGUUCGGGCAGGAGGUGUACAGCGCCGUUAUCCGCGAGGACGUGGCCACAGGAGAGCGCCUCCUGCAGGUGCACGCGGCUGACCUGGACUCGGGCGCCAACGCUCGGGUGCGUUACUCGGUGACCGGCGGUGACCAGCACAGCCAGUUUGCCAUGGACACCGACUCGGGCUACCUCUAUGUCGCCACGCAGCUCGACAGGGAAAUGGUGUCCAGCUACAGUCUGGAGGUGACGGCGACGGAUGGUGGCGAUCCCUCGCUCAGCUCCUCCGCCCAGAUCAACGUCCACGUCAGCGACGCCAACGACAACCCGCCAGUCUUCUCCGAGACCGAGUACAGCGCCGUCGUGCAGGAGGACAAGCCUCCCGGCCACCCGCUGCUGCUGUUCUCUGUGACGGAUGCUGAUGAGGAUCCGAACGCCGGUCCGUUCACGUUCGAGGUGGCCGAGGGCAACGGCGGCAACUGGUUUGUGAUCACGGCCGGCGGCCAGCUGCGCACGGCCGCCAAGUUUGACCACCGGCUGCGCAACUCGUACAAGCUGCUGGUGCGCGUCUACGACAACGGUGAUGACGUGCGCUUCUCCGAGACCUGGGUCGACGUCAAGAUAAUCGAGGAGCCGCAGUACCCGCCGGUGCUGAUCCCGCUGCACGUGUCGAUCCAGUCGUACCAGGACAGCUUCCCGGGCGCCGUGGUGGGUCGCGUGCACGCCUCCGACCAGGACCCGUACGACCGGCUGCAGUUCGGCCUGGUGGCCGGCCAGGCCGGCCUCGAGCGCCUGUUCGAGCUGGACCCGGACGACGGCUCGCUGGUGACGCUGGCCGGCAUUGACGCCGGAUUGUACCGGCUGAACGUGUCCGUGACGGACGGCAAGUUCACCAGCCACACGGCCGUGACGGUGGAUGUGAGCGAAAUCACGGACCAGAUGGCGCGUCACGCCGUCUCCGUGACGCUGGCCAGCCUCACGCCGCGAGCGUUCGUGCUGAGCUACAUGAAGCCGUUCCGGCGCGCGCUGCGCAAGCAGCUGAAGGUGCGCGCUAAGGACGUGCUGAUUCUGAGCGUGCAGCCGGCGGCGGCGGGCGGCCGGCGGCGCAGCCGGGCCGCCCGGCCGGGCGAGCUGUGCUCGGAGCUGGUGAACGAGUGCGGCCGCUCGCCGUGCGCCGAGUACCAGACGUGCGUUCCGGACGCCUCGGCGGCGGGCUUCAGCUGCCGGUGUCCGGAGGGUCGCACGGGCCCCCGCUGUGGCCUGCUCGCCUCCGAGUGCCGCCAGGGCCAGUGCUACACGCCGCGCGCGCCGUUCUCGCUGGAUGGCGACGGGUACGCCGAGUACCGGCUGCUGGAGCCCGGCGAGGGGCGCGUCCUGGUACCGGACAUGCAGUUCAACGAUGACCGGUGGCACAACGUGGUUGUCAAGAGAUUCGGCAACAGAGCCGAAGUGCUGGUGGAUGGACGCUAUGGUGCACAGGGCGCGGCGCCCGGCUUCUACGAGGUGCUGAGCGUGGCCAAUGGACUGCUGUUCGUGGGCGCCGUCGUGCGGCCGGCCGGCUCGGACGGCUCGCGCGAGACGCAACGCGGCUUCGCCGGCUUCCGCUUCCUCGGCGAGCGGUGCGAACAGGACACGGACCCGUGCGCCUCGUCACCCUGCCUCCACGGCGGCGUGUGUACCAACGUGGCCGGUGACUACCGCUGCGACUGUCCGGUGCGUCUGUCGGGCCGGCGCUGCCAGUACGGCCUGCACUGCAACCCCAACCCGUGCCGCAACGGCGGCGCCUGCGAGGAGGGCGCGUUCGGACCGCUGUGCAAGUGUCGCGGUUUCACCGGGCCCCUGUGCACGGUCGACGUCAACGAGUGUCUGCAGAGUCCGUGCCGCAACGGCGCCACGUGCGUGAACGUGCCGGGCGCGUUCCGCUGCCUGUGCGCGGCCAACUGGACGGGCACGUACUGCGGCCUGACGGCGGCGGCGCCGGCCGCCCGGCUGCCCAUCACGCUCGAGCACAUCGUCGGCAUCGUGGCGUUCGUGCUGGCGCUGUUCCUGGUGGUGCUGCUGGUGGUGUGCUGGCGCCAGUCGCGGCGCAAGCGCAGCCGCACGCCGCGCCACCCGCUGGCCGGCAACCAGGACGCCUCGAACGAGAUCCUGCUGCAGAACAUCAAGCCAAAAAACCAGCGCGGCGAGUACAAGCGGAUGUCCAAGGUGUCCAACUUGGAGGCCAACAGCUCGGUGGCAGCGACUCUGCCGGUCCGUCCGGCGUCGUUCACCGGCGGAGCCAACAACCGGGCCUCCGAGCCGCAAUACUCGACGCUCAACAACCUGGACACCAUCCGCAGCUACGGGUCGGCAGCCGACGACCUGGACGGUCCACCACACAGCGCCUGCCAGUACUUGCAGGUCAGUUACACCUUCCCGGGCCUGGGCGAUCCGCUGCACAGUGGCUGCCAGUACUUGCAGAACUUCAACAAGCCCACGGCGAGCGUGGCGCCCUCUAUGGCGGCCACAGCCUCGGACAUGAGCGCCACCAACACUCUGGAGAAGUCCUACCGGGACAUAGACAAAAACAUCAAGCCCUCCUACUACGACAUGCACAAGAUACAGAACGACCUGACGGACCCGCAGCUGGCGGCACUGAACAGGAUCCAGCUGCCGCCGCUGGACAAGCCGCGCCGUGAGGGCGGCGCCACCGCCGUGCCGACGCCGGAGGUGCCAGACUACCACUGGGACUGUUCGGACUGGGCCCGCACCAGUCAGAAUCCCCUGCCGAACAUCACCGAGGUCACCGGGUCAGAGGUCAAGGACACGUCCAGUUACCAUAGUAACGAGAGCAACGAGAGCAACACGGCCGUCCGCGCCCCUGCUGGCGUGGCCAUGGCGGACGACGACGACGUGCUGGAGACGCUGAACGAGGACCAGACGUCCGACUACGUGGGCGAGGGCGACGGCGACGACAUCACCUCGGACCUGGACACGCUGCCCGAGCCGACCGACUUCGACCGCAUUCUGUCGGCUCACGGCAUCGAGCUGGGCGGCUCGGCGUCCGAGCUGUCGUCGGUGGCCGGCGGCGACCUGGCCUACGGCCUGGCGGCGCACCCCAACCUGUACCUGCCGGCGCACAGCGGCGCCGACACGGACGGCGAGGCGGACGGUCUGCUGCACCGGCUGGACAGGUACCGGUACCCGGCGCGCAACCGUAUGCCGCUACAGCUGGGUACGUACGCCGAGCUGGAGUCGCUGACGGCCGGCAGUCAGAGCGAGGACGGCGGCCAGCUGUGUGACAUCGAGUCGGACGACGCCAGCUCGCGCAUCUGACGGCGCCCGGCCGGCCGGAGCUGGGCCGCGAUCUCAGAGGCCGGGCCGGCCGACGGCCGACGGCGCGCGGUGAGACGGGCAGCGCCGGGCCCGCCGGCCGGCCGGGCCAGCUCGGAGGAGACACUCGCGCUCAGGUCGGCCGGGCUGAGGCUGGCCCGCCGGCCCAGCG